Messenger RNA from Magallana angulata, 1312 nucleotides. Its product is annotated as 26S proteasome non-ATPase regulatory subunit 13-like. The record is from RefSeq and is a predicted model, not a curated record. Gene Ontology annotation, molecular function: structural molecule activity. Gene Ontology annotation, cellular component: cytosol; proteasome regulatory particle, lid subcomplex; nucleus. Gene Ontology annotation, biological process: ubiquitin-dependent protein catabolic process. Lineage: Eukaryota; Metazoa; Mollusca; Bivalvia; Ostreida; Ostreidae. The coding region runs from base 57 to 1193 and encodes 378 amino acids. The transcript is spliced from 12 exons.
CUUAUGCUCGGGCUCGGCGUUCAACGAAUUAGGAUUCAACAAAACUCAAACUCAUCAUGCCGAGAGACGUAGGAGCCUACUUAACAGAACAACAAAGAAAGUCAUCGGGGGAUGUUGCUACAGAUUGGGGACAGAUUGAAGAACUUUACAACAAAAAGUUAUGGCACCAACUUACCUUAAAGCUUCUCAAAUUUGUAAAAACUCCUACAUUUUCCAAGGGAGACGGACUAGUUAAGAUGUAUGAAAACUUUAUUGCUGAUUUUGAGCACAGAAUCAAUCCAUUAGCACUGGCUGAAAUCAUGGUGUACAUAGUCAAACAGAUGACAGAUAUUGAUACAGCUGUUUCAUUUAUUGAGAAAAUGAAAGAGAAAGUAAAGGUCAGUGAUGAAGCAAAAGCUCUGUGCUUGACAACAUUAGGAACAAUUCGGCUUCGAAACCGUGACUUUCCUGCAACAAAGACAGUGGUGGAGGAAUGUAGUGGAUUAUUAAACAACUUGGAUGGAGUAACAACAGUACAUGGACGAUUUUAUGAGCUAUCUAGUAACUACCACAAGUUGAUGGGGAACCAUGCCUUAUAUUAUCAAGAAGCACUUCGAUUCCUUGGCUGUACAAAUAUGAAUGAUAUGCCAGCAUCAGAACAAAUUGAGAGAGCAUUUAAUCUUGGUUUGGCUGCCAUUUUGGGAGAUGGAGUAUAUAAUUUUGGAGAAUUGCUUGCUCAUCCCAUCCUGGAGUCCUUAAAAUCAACGGACAAGGCCUGGCUUACUGAACUUCUGUACACAUUCAACAGUGGCAAUAUUCCAAAGUUUGAUGAGCUCAAGAAGAUUUGGGCAACUCAGCCUGAUCUAGCUUCUAAUGAGCUUCACAUGAGGCAGAAAAUUUCACUUCUUUGUUUAAUGGAGAUGACUUUCCAGAGACCAGCCACAAAUAGACAGUUAACAUUUCAUGAAAUUGCUGAUGAAACUCAACUGCCAAACAAUGAGGUUGAAAUGCUAGUGAUGAAAGCUUUGAGUCUGGGACUUGUCAAAGGAUCCAUUGAUGAAAUUGACCAGAAAGUACAUAUGACCUGGGUUCAACCUCGUGUCCUUGAUCUUCAGCAAAUUGCCACCAUGCAGAAAAGGCUAGAGCAGUGGACAGAGGAUGUCAGUGGAAUGGAGCAGUUAUUGGAAGUGAAAGCCAAGGAUAUUUUGACAUAAUCUUAAUUUUAUCCUUUAAAUCAAAUUUCAUGAUGAUCUUUCAUUGAAUGACAAAAUCUGCAAACCAAAAUAUUUGUAGAAUUAUAAAUGGUAAAAAUAAACAAGUUCUUACAUUAUAA